This is a messenger RNA of Funneliformis geosporum, 552 nucleotides long. NCBI's taxonomy places the organism in Eukaryota, Fungi, Glomeromycota, Glomeromycetes, Glomerales, Glomeraceae. The record is from the annotation of a GenBank genome assembly.
UUACAGGAAGUAAUGUUAAUAAUAAUGGUAAUUAUAUUUACUUGAGUGAUGAAAUGGAUGAUCAGCAAGUUGAAAAUAUAAAAACUCAUUUUAAUCUACAAGAAAAAGAAAAAAAUGAAGUCAAGGUUGUGUUUGAGGUUCUUGCCAUUAUAUUUGAAGUCCUAAUUGUAUUGGAGAGCACUAUAUGGUAUAUCGAUUCUCAUGAUAGGUUUCAGGAGACAGAACUUCCUCCUAUUCAUGAAUUUUAUAGUACUCUUAAAAAUAAAAUCUCACAAGAUGAUUACAAACACGCUCAGAAAGUAUGGAAGGAAUUCAGAUGUAAAAAUCUAGGUGAAUACCAUGAUCUCUAUCUUAAAACUGAUAUACUUAGUCUAGUAAAUGUCUGGACAGAGUUUCAAAAAAUGUCUAUAGAAUAUUAUGAACUUGAUCCCAGUCACUAUAUUUCUGCCUUAUCACUAUUCUGGGAUGGAAUGCUUAAGAUGUCAGGAGUUAGGAUUGAACUUUUUACAGAUAUAAUUAUGCAUGAUUUUACUGAAAAAGCUAAGCAUAGUG